This is a messenger RNA of Trematomus bernacchii (emerald rockcod), 2862 nucleotides long. RefSeq names its product latent-transforming growth factor beta-binding protein 4-like. NCBI's taxonomy places the organism in Eukaryota, Metazoa, Chordata, Actinopteri, Perciformes, Nototheniidae. Gene Ontology annotation, molecular function: calcium ion binding. The record is from RefSeq and is a predicted model, not a curated record.
UUUUUUAUGUUUACGACUUCACAUCCAAUGGAGACGAGAACCUGCAGGUUUCCUUCCUGUCGCACAGACUUCUGGCAGAGUGUUGUGAAACCGACAGAGAGUGUUUCCAGGCCGGCAGUAAACAUGAUGGAUUCCUCUGUCCUCUGCUCUGUAAGAAUGGAGGCGUCUGUCUUCAGAAGGAUCGGUGUCUCUGCCCGCCAAACUUCACCGGGAAGUUCUGUCAGAUCCCCGUCACCCCCUCCUCAACCAAUGAGGUCGUGAAGCUCUCGGCCAAUGAGGAGCUCUCUGAGUUCCUGCUGCCGCUCGGACCGAGCCCGGAGACGGGGACGUCCGGAGCUCCCAGCCCCUCCAUGGUGAAGGUCAGAGUGCAGCACCCCCCCGAGGCCAGCGUGAAAAUCCACCAGGUGCUGAAGGUGUCGGGGUUCCCCCCUCCCCUGCGGAGCCUCUCCUCCUCCUCGGGGUCUGCGGGGGCCCCAGCCCCUGCAGGUGGGGGUGGGCAGCCCCAGACGCUGAGGGCGGGGGGCUUCACCCAGCAGGCGGGGUUCAAAUACUGCUUCAGAGACGUGAAGGACGGACAGUGCAGCUCUCCUCUCCCCGGGCUGAGGAGCAGGGAUAUGUGCUGCAGAGGGAUCGGGAAGGCCUGGGGGAUCACAGACUGUGUGCUCUGCCCUGCUUAUAGAGAUCAGAGCAACAGCAGCUGUCCUGUUGGGUUUGAACGGGUCAACGGGUCGGAGUGUGUCGAAGUGAAUGAGUGCCUGCAGCCGGGCCUGUGUGAGAACGGGAUCUGUGUGAACACCAGGGGGAGCUAUAGCUGUGUGUGUAGGGAGGGGUUCAUCCUCGACGCCUCGCACGGACUCUGCAUCUCCCACAGUGUGAUCUCUGAGGAGCGGGGGCAGUGUCACCGGGUGCUGGGGGGGGGUCCGACCUCCUGCUCGCUGCCCAUCCUGAGGAACAUCAGCAGGCAGAUCUGCUGCUGCAGCCGCGUGGGGAAAGCCUGGGGGCCGAACUGCCAGAGGUGCCCCUACUUCGGAUCAGUGGCCUUUAAGGAGAUUUGUCCCGCUGGACCCGGGUAUCAAUACUCAGCUUCAGUCCUGCAGUUCAACCAGAGAGCCUCCGAGCAGCUGGGGAACCGAGGAGCAUCCCUGCUGAACCAAGGGAACCAGGAGAACCAGAAGAACCAGAGGAACCAGGGGAACCAGGAGAACCAGGGGAACCGAGGAGCACCCCUGCUGAACCAGGAGAUCCAGAGGAACCAGGAGAACCAGAGGAACCAGGGGAUCCAGGAGAACCAGGGGAACCGAGGAGCAUCCCUGCUGGACCAGGAGAACCAGAGGAACCAGGGGAACCAGAGGAACCAGGAGAACCAGAGGAACCAAGAGAACAAGGAGAACAAGGAGAACCAGGGGAACCAGAAGAAUCAGGGAAACCAGGGGAGCCAGGGGAACCAGGAGAACCAGAGGAACCAAGGUUCUGGGCCUCAGCAGAAACCCUCGUCCUCUGGAGCCACAGCUGCUGGAGCCAGUUCUAGUUCUGGUACCAGUUCUAGUUCUGGUACCAGUUCUAGUUCUGGAGCCAGUUCUAGUUCUGGUACCAGUUCUAGUUCUGAUACCAGUUCUAGUUCUGGAGCCAGUUCUAGUUCUGGUACCAGUUCUAGUUCUGGUGCUGGAUCCAGCUCCGGAUCAUCUGGUCCCAGCAGAACCAGCGUCAGACCCGCCCUCCCACCACCACCUCAGCCCCGUCCAGACCCCCCACUCUCCUCCGGGCCGCUGCAGCCCGGCAGCAGCACGGCCCUCCAGGACAGACCCAGGACUCCGGUCCGACCCGACCCGUCGCUCACAACCCGACCACAGCCUCCGUCCACCGGGAGUCAGGGGAGUCGCUCCUCCUCCGAUCCUCCAGCAGGGGGGGUCUCCCUCCCCGCUCCGGCCCAGCCUCAGAGCCCCGACCGCGGGUCGAGACCUGUCGGAGAACGGCCUCCUCUCCAGAGCCCGACCCCCCCACCAGCCCGGGUCCAGACAGUGCGAGGUGUGUGUGAGAGCAGACCCGGUGUGUGUGGGCGUGGUCGCUGCGUGGAUCAGCCAGGGGGGAAACACACCUGUGUGUGUGACCAGGGGCACCAGAUCAACUCUCAGCGCACAUCCUGCCAAGAUGUGAAUGAGUGUGUGCAGUCUCCAGCUGUGUGUGCAGUGGGACAGUGUGUGAACUCCGUGGGGAGCUACAGGUGUGUGUGUCCGUCAGGGUACAGGAGCACCAGCCAGCAGACCAGCUGUCAAGACGUGGACGAGUGUCUUCAGUCUCCGUGCAGCGACGGUCGCUGUGACAACACACCGGGCAGCUACAGGUGUGUCUGUCGCCUUGGUUACCGGCUCAUCGGCAACGUCUGCACAGAUGUGGAUGAGUGUGAGGACCCCCUGCAGUGUCCGGGUCAGGAGUGUUUGAACAGUCUCGGUUCGUAUCGCUGCGUCUCCUGCAGACCGGGGUUCAGACUCAUCAACAGACUCUGCACAGACGUUGACGAGUGUCGCCGGGCGCCGUGCUCCAACGGUCGCUGUGAAAACACACCGGGAAGCUUCCACUGCGUCUGUCGCCAUGGAUACAAGCUGCAGAACAACACCUGCACAGAUGUGGAUGAGUGUGCAGAGCUUUCUCAGUGUCCAGGUCAGAUGUGUGUGAACACGGUGGGAUCGUACCGCUGUAUGUCGUGCAGAACGGGAUACACACUCACCAACAGACAGUGUGCAGAUGUAGAUGAGUGUGAGGACAGCGGCUCGUGUCCUGGUCAGCAGUGUGUGAACACAGAGGGAUCGUACAGCUGUGUGUCCUGUCAGCCCGGGUACCACAGUGUGGGGGGGCUGUGCCAAG